Messenger RNA from Amoebophrya sp. A25, 191 nucleotides. The record is from the annotation of a GenBank genome assembly. Lineage: Eukaryota; Dinophyceae; Syndiniales; Amoebophryaceae.
AUGUUUGUUUUAGUCGACUGUGUGUUGUCGGUGGAGCCGAGUGCGAUGCCUUUUUGGGUCAAAAGGCGCGAGUACGAAAAGACGCGUAAAACUAACGCAUCCUCUGUAGAUCAAGGAACGCACUCCGAUGAAUUACAAAGGUGCACCCUGCCGCCAUGCGAUAAUCGAGGAGGUGAACGUAUAUCGGAAGG